ACAUCAUAUUGAGUCCGGCGGAAGUAAACAUACAAUUACAGCAAUGCGGAUUCCUGCCAAGUUCACUUGUCUAGCUCUUAUAUGACAUGUUUUAGUCUUGUCCUGUAGAGCAUCUCAUGCUCAGCUGAUUCACUGACAAUGUCUGCAGUUUUGACUUUCAGAGAGUUUGUCAACGAGCGACUGACAGCUGCUGCUGAAGAAAUAUUAGGAGUUUUUGAAAAAACAAUCGUAGUGUAUGAGGAGGAGAUCGAUCGUCAGCGCAAAUUGUUGGAUGUCGUCUUGAAGCCACAGAUAAAACUUGACAGGAAAGAUGUAUCACAGUCAUCUGAAUGUAAUGAGGAGCUUCUCCUGGACCAGCUGCAGUUCUGUAACCAGGAGAGGAACUCCAGUCUGGAUCAAGAGGACCCACAGGUUCCACAGGUGAAAGAAGAGCAGGAGGAACUCUGCACCAGUCAAGACAGAGAUCAGUUUGUACUAAAGCAGGAGACUUAUCCUUUGAUGUUGAGACCCUCUUCUGAGGGAAGUGAUCACAGUGAAGAUCAGACUGUGAUUUUGGAUCCUGACCAAACACAGGGUGCAGCAGAAAGAGAGCCAUUGACCAACAUAUCAGUUAUAGUGAUAAAAUCUGAAUCUGACAGAGAAGGCUCAGGUGUAUCAGUACCAAACAGUGACCACCACCUUUCUCACAACUCUCACACAGCUAAAAGCCAAGACCACAGAGGAGGAAACCAAGAGAAUGCAAGUACUGAUCAGAAACCAAAGAACAAACAUUUACAUUUCAAAUGUCUAUUUUGCACUGAGGAGUUUCAUGAUUUCUUGAAGUUAAAAAUUCACAUAAGAACCCACACUGGUGAAAAACGUUUUAAAUGUGACACGUGUGGGAAAGGGUUCACCCAAAAGGCUCUGGUCAGGACUCACAUGAUGACUCACACAGGGGUAAAACCCUUAAGAUGCAGAGUAUGUGGAAAGGAAUUUAACUGUCAGUCAAACCUUGUCAGUCAUAUGAAAACUCACACUGGCGAGAAGCCACAUAUUUGUGUCACGUGCGGGAAAAGUUUCCGUCGCAGAGCAGACCUGAGGAGGCACAACAGAACUCACACAGGGGAGAAGCCUUACAGCUGUGUCCACUGCGGGAAGGAGUUUUCUUACCACUCCUCUCUCACAAAUCAUGUCCGACUGCAUACGGGGGAGAAGCCUUAUAAAUGUAUUUGGUGUGGGAAAAGGUUUGCUGUCAGCACAACGUUGAAAAUACACACCAGAGUGCAUACAGGGGAAAAGCCGUAUAAAUGCAGCUUUUGUGGGAGGAAUUUUGCUCAUAACACAGGACUGAGAUUACAUAGAAGGAUCCAUGCAAGGGAGAAACAACAGAGCUGAAAUUCCCUCUGACAAAAGUUCAAAAAUAUUCAAAAAUCACACAAAGUAAGAUCAGGUUGUUGGGAUUCCACUUAAACUUGUGCCAUGUUGGAAGCGUUGUAGUUUUUAGGUCUGACAAUUUCUAGGUAAAACUGAUGCAGAGGCUUAUUCAGACACAAGCUCAGCCUCGAGGGAGAAGAGUUCACAAGCUGCUCCACUCUGAAGGAGAAAAUGACUGUUUACCAAGAGACUUGUGUGGUGUUUCUCAGUAAGUCUCGCAUUGUGGACUUAAUAUGUCAAAAAGGGAAAGUUUUAUUCACAAAUGUUUACUUUAUUUACAAGGAAUUCUUGUGCUUGUUCCAACAUGUUCUUAUGAUCAAACCAUUUUGCUUGCUAGAUUGUCAUGCCAGUCAGUGACAGUAUCAAGUCACUGGAUAUGACACGCUGAUUAAAAAAAGUUUCAGUGGCAACAAUAAUGACCAUUUUAAUUCAGCCAUAAUUACAACAGGUGAGUGUGUACUGAGUGUGGAUAAACCAUCAAACACAAAUCAAAUACAAAUACAAAUGCACAUAAGCAGUUUAACAGUAACAUAAGGUGCAACUCUGUAUCUCCACCCAGUAAAAUGGGGAAAAUGAUAUCUACCUGAACAGACAAUAAUAAAACAGUUUUAUAAACCUG
This is a messenger RNA of Lates calcarifer (barramundi perch), 2032 nucleotides long. RefSeq names its product zinc finger protein 771. Bases 139 to 1374 code for a protein of 411 amino acids. Gene Ontology annotation, molecular function: DNA-binding transcription factor activity, RNA polymerase II-specific; RNA polymerase II cis-regulatory region sequence-specific DNA binding. Gene Ontology annotation, biological process: regulation of transcription by RNA polymerase II. The record is from RefSeq and is a predicted model, not a curated record. Lineage: Eukaryota; Metazoa; Chordata; Actinopteri; Centropomidae. Gene Ontology annotation, cellular component: nucleus. The transcript is spliced from 2 exons.